Messenger RNA from Leptopilina heterotoma, 1725 nucleotides. It is a transcript of the gene Dd, whose product is annotated as CTD nuclear envelope phosphatase 1 homolog. The record is from RefSeq and is a predicted model, not a curated record. Gene Ontology annotation, molecular function: protein serine/threonine phosphatase activity. The coding region runs from base 356 to 1087 and encodes 243 amino acids. The transcript has 5 exons. Lineage: Eukaryota; Metazoa; Arthropoda; Insecta; Hymenoptera; Figitidae.
GAUGUGAAAAAGAUGGCGACCGCUGUGUGGUGUUUGAGAUAUUAAAAGGCUUUUUUCCGGACAAACGCUGCCAAGAAUUCGAUGAGAAACGUUCGAGUUGUUGACGCAAAAUGUAAUUGAAUAGUGCAGGAUGGGAUUUUUAUUAUUACAAGUGAUUGUUCCUGUUUUGUAAUAAGAUUUGACACAAGUGUCGUUUUGUUUACCACGUCGGUCUCUUGUGUAACACCAUCACAACGGGAAGCCGAGUACGAAAAAGGGACAAAACCCCUCUCCCCCACUUACCCCUCAAAAUUGAAAACGAGACUGGAGAUCAAGUGAAACCGGACUUUGGCCCGGUGAAAAAAGACUGGUAGAGAUGCUGAAGCAAUUGCAAAUGGGGAUGAGAGCUUUUCUCUUGAUAGCCUCCCGUGUGUGGACAUGCAUCUGUUUUCUACUGAAGAAGCAGGUUAGAUCCAUUUCUCAAAUGCAACCAGUGAAAUAUGAAAUCUUCCCAUUGUCUCCAUUAUCCAGGCACAGACUUAGUAUAGUCAAAAGAAAAGUUUUGGUCCUUGACUUGGAUGAGACACUCAUUCAUUCUCAUCACGAUGGAGUAGCGAGACCAACAGUCAGACCUGGAACACCACCUGAUUUUGUUCUGAAGGUGAAAAUUGAUCGACAUCCAGUUCGAUUUUUUGUACACAAAAGACCACACGUUGACUUCUUUUUGGACAUUGUCAGCCAGUGGUAUGAAUUGGUAGUAUUUACAGCUUCCAUGGAAAUUUAUGGAGCCGCUGUUGCUGACAAAUUAGACAACAAUAGGGGUAUAUUGAGGCGCAGAUAUUAUAGGCAGCACUGCACGCCGGAAAUGGGUUCCUACACUAAGGACUUGGCUGCAAUUUGUUCAGAUUUAGCUUCAGUUUUUAUACUUGAUAAUAGUCCUGGAGCUUACAGAGCAUAUCCAAAUAACGCGAUUCCAAUAAAAUCGUGGUUCAGUGAUGCUAGCGAUACGGCGCUUCUUAGUUUACUUCCUGUUCUGGACGCCCUUCGUUUUACGCAAGAUGUGCGAUCUGUUCUUUCGAGAAAUUUACAUUUACAUCAUACGUGGUAGCAUAUUCAUCAUCCAUCGUUUUAAAAAAUUAAAUAGAAGUAAACCGCUGACAGUUUAGUGUGUCUAGGACAGAUUCAUUUGUUGUUAUUAAAACUAGAUACAUUAGAAUUCUAUCCAAUAAUGAGACGGAGCCCUCUUUUUUACACUAAUUUUUUACAGUAUCUGUUAUAAACGGAUAUUCUAUUUAAAAGAAAAUGAAAGAAGAGUCUACUAGACAUUGGGAUGAGAGGAGGGGGACCGUCAGCCAAUAUUUAUGUUAGCACAAAAUUACAUAAAAUAAUCUUCAUUUUUUUAGUUAAUUUUUGUUUUUCCAAUUUAUUACAUUUUCAAUUUAACCAAAGAACAGACUUUCGAGUAAAAACGACUUUUUCGUACAUUUUUCUGUAAUGAAUAGUAUUUAAAGAAAUGCCGAUAUAUCUACGGAAAAUGCGAUUAUCGUGAAUCGAAAAUAUUGUCAAUAGUAGCAGAGAAUUUAAUUUUUUUGUAAUUUGUUAUUGAGUGUGCGUCAAAAAAGAAAGAAUAAACUUUCAGUAAAUGAUUCUGAUUGCAGAUGUAAGCGUAAAAUAUAUUUCUAUUUUCUUUAUUAACAACAAUUCAUCAAUGAUUGGCAAUAUUGACAAUUAAUUUUUAAAUUAAUU